AUGAUUAUCUUAUUUUUCAUGAAGAAGAAAUGACAAGAACAAUUUUUAUUGAUAUGGUAACUCUGCUAAAGUCAACCAUAGAAAAAAUCAGAGAAUCAGCCAAGAUGGACGUGUGUCCUAUGAAUAAAAAUUAAAUUAUCGAAGUGUUUGUAGAUGGUAAAUAAACCGGCAAAAUGUAUAAUGGAAUUGGUUUAACAACGCCACGAGGCUCAGGUACGAAUGGCUAUGUUCAAAGAAAUUGGGCGGGAGUCCGAAAGACCAAAGACUCGGUGAAUUAUCGAACAGAAGAAGAAAUAGCCAAGUUGGAUUCUGCGUCGAACAAACAGCCAAACCGAGAAAUAUUGGACCAUGAGAGGAAGAGGAAAAUAGAGGUGAAAUGCGCGGAACUUGAGGAUAGCUUGGAGGAGCAGGGGUUGCCGAGGGAGGAGAUCGCGGCGCGCGUGGCCGCCUUCCGGGCGAAGCUGUCCACCACCAGCGCCGGCGAUAAGGACGUGCCCCGGGACGAGUUCGGGAGAGUAGCCGUUCGCGAGACACACGCGGUGGCAGAGGCACAGCAAGCUAAGAACGCUCGGCUACGAGACGCGUUCGGUAUCUCGCCGCAAUUCGUGGAGGGGUCCAGCCUGGACCCCGAGCGCCGAGCCCGCGACCACGCGGCGAGGUACCCGCUUGUUCGCACGCCCAGCCACGAGCGAGACACCAGGGAACAUCCCCCUAAGAGGAAGAAGAAGAGAAGUACGUCACCAGAAGCAAAAAAGUUGAAGAAGAAAAAGUCGAAAAAGAAUAAAAAAGAGAAACAAGAGUCCAGUAAGAAGAAAAAGAAACGUUCCAAGUCUCCUGACACUGACAGUUCCAGUUCAUCCGAUGCACAAGACAGCGAUUCCGCCUCCUCCGACGAUGAACGACAGAAAAAGAAAAAAAAGAAAAAGUCGAGCAGCAGACGUCGCGGCAGCAGCGAGCCUUCGAGCCGUGACAGUUCCCCAGUGAAAUACUCGAAAGAGAAGCAACGGGAUCGCGUCGUUGAAGAGAGGAAUAAUGAUGUCCAAUAUAGAAAGGCAGAUCGGGAACGUGAAGAGCGAACCAAGAAGUACGACAAACGUGAGGAGCCAGCCGCGCGGGAGUCGCGACACGACUCGCGGCAUCCGCGCCGACACCGCUCCGCCUCGCGCCAGCCCGACACCUCGCCCGAGUACCGACAGCGCUCCUACAUCACCAAGAUAGAAAACAAGAAACGGGAACCCUCCGUAGAACCAGAACGACGUAAAAGUUCCAAACGAUCCAAGCACGACCGCCAACGAUCGUCGCCAGAGUCAGAAUCUGAACCCGCGCCUAAAUCGAGGUCAGAAAAGAGAAGCAAAAAGAACUACGCCAGAGAGUCCAGUUCGUCGCCACCGCCAGAAAAGAGGCGGCGGAAGAGCUCUUCCCCAGAAUAUAGAAAGAGGGAAGAAACUUAUUACAAUAAGAAAGAAACCAUCAGAGAAAAUAGCAAAAAUCAUAGAGAAGAGAGAGAUGACCGGAGAGCCCCCAGGAGAAGUGAAUCUCCCGGUUACAGACAUAGCAGGCGCGAGGAGUCACACCCCAGGAAAGAAAAAGAUGCCAAAUAUGAAAAGAAUAAUAAAAAUAAUCAUGAACGUUACGAAGAAGCGCCGCCCAAGCGGAAAGAUAGAGAAUUAAAUGAUGACAAACCGCGAAGGAAGAAGGAACGCAGUGUUUCUCGGGACAAGAGGGAUACGUCUCCGGAAUACAAGGAGCGCUCACCAGUCAGCAAGAGUUAUAAAAACAGAGAAUCUCGUAAAGAAAACGAUAGACCACACAAAAGUUCUCGAUCCGAAAAAAGGUAUUCAUCAUCCGAGUCGGAUUCCGAACCACCGGCUAGACAGAAAGCUGAGAAAAGUUCUAAAAAUAAAGCUCGCUACUACAAAGAGCGAAGUGAGUCUCCACCGCAGAGGGAACAGCGCAAACGAAGCCCGUCUCCCGAACACAGCAAGAGGAAAGAAUCACCGCCCCAUAAGAGCAAAACAGACAAAUACAAAUCAAGUCGGAAAUCUGUAGAAAACAAACGCGAAAGCAGCAGACCAAGUAGAAAGUCCCCAUCACCUGAAGAGAGGUCGCGACGCAAACCGUCGCCAAGUCGGUCGAAAUCUCCGACAGCGCGAAAAAGCUCAAAGAAAGAAAAACGAAAGAGUGUAACUCCUGUUAAGAAGAGCAAGAAGUCACCGGAGCGACGUACUUGUGAACGUCGCUCGUCGCCAGCUAAAGGCGAACAUAGAGAGAGACCAGACAAGGAGAGGAACCAUGACCGAAAAGAUUCACAUAAGGAUCGGUCGAGGUCCCGGUCUGCACGCAAGAGUCGCAGCACCUCCAGCCUCAGCUACUCGCCCGCUCGCCGCAGCCCUGAGCGUUACCGCGACAUCAUAGAGAAGUUACCAGAAAAAGACAAACGCAAAUACAUCAAAUCACCAUCGGACUUACAUCCCAAAAAGAAGAAGAAAAGUAAAGAUACAACUGAGAAUUACAAACCUAAAGCCGUUUGUAUGCGAAGCUCGUCCAGCGAACAUGACGAUUCAGAAGUCGAGUUCUUGCGAUUAGACGACAGAGAUCGACAGGAGGAGUUGGAUUUCAAGGAGCUGAAUAGACUGAAAGAAAGACUGGCUCAGUUAGCUAAAGUGUCGAUGGAGCGCAGGAGACAAGAGGAUGAGGACGGUCCUUCAACAUCGCAAGGUCCUUCAACGCGUAGUGAACCCAAGCCUAAGGAGAGCGAUGCUGAGAAACCUAAAAGGAAAAGUCCUAGCCCUGCAGAGGAAGUGAAAGAAAAGUCACCUGUGCAACCAGUGGAAGUUAAAAAGAGUCCGGAGCAGGCAAAACCUCCGUCUCCUAAACAAGAAAAGAGUCCUCCUGUGAACGUGGAGUCUUCGCCCGAAGUGAAGGCGAAGGCGGCGGGCAGCACGGCGCGGCGGCGCUGGUCGCGCUCGUCGUCGCGCUCGACCAAGUCGCGCUCGCGCAACAAGACGCGCUCGCGGUCGCGGUCACGAUCUCGCUCGAGGUCGUCGAGGUCAAGGUCGCGGUCAUAUUCUUCGUCAAGGCGGUCUCGCUCAAGUCGUUCGUCUUCGUACAGCAGUCGCAGUAGCUCUCGCUCUUCGCGCAGCACCUCUCGCUCCACGCGCUCGUCUAGAACAAUGACAGGCGUAUACGCGGAUUACCGUAGAUCCAGUGAGUCGCGAGCGCGGACGCGAUCUCGCUCGCCCUCCAUACCGCGCCGCGCUGGCUCGCCCAGCUUCCUGGAUAGGCGGCGGAUCACGAGAAAAAAGUCGCGAAAAUAUAGCACGAGUUCUGAAGACACAAGUAGUAGCUCCGGGUAGUGAAGUGAAUGUGCUAGUGUGAAUUAGUUUAAGUAAUAUUAUGUAUUGUAUUAAAAUAUUAAGCCCUACUUUUCAUUUAAUAUAUCGCCUUUUAUUAUCUUUCUUAUUGAUCUGGGUGUUCAUAUCUGUAUAGAGGCUGACUAGGUUUUAAAAUAAUGAAUUUUCAAUAUUCCCAUUGGCUGUGAACGAAGUUUGGAUACUCAUUCAUUGGUCAGUCUCGAUGCAUCAAUUAUAACAACUUUAGAUGUGUGCGUUCUCUAACACUGAUCAUGCUAACAGGGUGUGCUACUAGAUGUAAGAUUAUAUUUUUACAUUUACAAUUGAUAUUUGACUGUGUAAUAAUGAUAUUUCCUAUCAGUAAUUGAAUCCAUUAUUAUUUUCAAUUUGAACAAAAAAAAAUAAAAAAAAGAAAGAAACUUAAAAUGAAAUAACAGGAAUGGAAACAUAAUUAACAAUUGUUUUUCCUCCGUAGCGCACCCAUAAUAGAUCUUACAUACGCGUCAAACAAAUACAAGUAUAGAAGAAGAUAGCGUACCAAUGAGAUAUUCACAUAAUGGGAUACACCGCUGAUCGCCAGACGUAGACGAUGUGCUAUUUAUGUAGAACAUGCUGCAAGUGUGUUUUCUGUUUCAAGAUUAUUCAUUUUGUUUUAUCACAUUAAAGUUUAUUUCGAAA
This is a messenger RNA of Helicoverpa zea (corn earworm), 4031 nucleotides long. It is a transcript of the gene Srrm234, whose product is annotated as serine/arginine repetitive matrix protein 2. The transcript has 11 exons. Lineage: Eukaryota; Metazoa; Arthropoda; Insecta; Lepidoptera; Noctuidae. The record is from RefSeq and is a predicted model, not a curated record. The coding region runs from base 174 to 3356 and encodes 1060 amino acids.